ACAUGAAGACCGGAAGCAGUCAGGUGGAAUACCGGAAAUUGCUUUUGUUGACGAUCGAAGAUUUGUUUUUAGGCUUCUUUGAAGUACUGUUAACUUACCGUUUUCUCUAUUUUCCGACAUUCAUUACUUCAUUGAAUCUCGUUGCGUCAACCACAGAGGCAUUCAUCCUGUUUGACUGGAAGGUUUUCUUAUAAAGAAACCGAAUCAUUUUCUUCACUGUAGCCAGGCCCUAGGCUGGGCUAACGUUAGCCUAGCAUUCACUGAAGUCCUGCUAGCUAGCGUUAGCUUGUGUUAGCUGCCCCCCCAGCUGGAUUAAAAACUCAGCUGUUUACUCACCUUUCAUAAGGACGGUUAAAACAAACAUUCAGUAACCAUGGCAGUUGUCAACGAAGGUGCCCUGAAGAAAAUGCUGAAGCAAUAUAAAUACAGAGACCUGACUGUUCGUGAGAUAACCAAUGUGAUCUCCCAGUACAAAGACUUGAAGCCGGUUAUGGAUGCAUAUGUGUUCAAUGAUGGCUCCACAAGAGACCUGAUGAGUUUAACAGGAACAGUCCCAGUGAGCUACAGAGGCAAUGUCUACAACAUCCCAGUGUGUCUGUGGUUGCUGGACACAUACCCCUACAACCCUCCCAUAUGUUUUGUCAAACCUACCAGUGCCAUGAUGAUCAAAACUGGCAAACACAUUGAUGCCAAUGGCAAGAUCUACCUGCCUUAUCUACAUGAGUGGAAGCACCCUCAGUCAGACCUGUAUGGUCUAAUUCAGGUGAUGAUCGUGGUAUUUGGAGAGGAGCCUCCUGUGUUUUCUCGCCCUACCCAACAAGCCCCUUACCAAGCCUUCCAAGCUGCUGGGCCCCCUAACCCUUCCUACAUGCCUGGCAUGCCUGCGGUCUCACCUUAUGGUCCAAAUCCAAACCCAGGAGGCUAUCCAGGUUACCAAUACCCUGCCGGCAACUCUUACCCAGCCACUGCUGGCCCUGCACACUACCCCUCCCAGACUCCAGUCUCCACUGUGGGCCCAAGCAGAGAUGGCACCAUUGGUGAGGACACCAUCCGCGCAUCUCUGAUUUCAGCUGUAAGUGACAAACUUCGCUGGAGGAUGAAGGAGGAAAUGGACAGAGCUCAGGCAGAGCUGGAUGCUCUGAAGCGAACAGAGGAAGACCUGAAGAAGGGACAUCAGAAACUCGAGGACAUGGUCUCAAGACUGGACCAGGAAGUGACUGAGGUUGACAGGAACAUUGAGUUGCUGAAGAGAAAGGACGAGGAGCUAAGUGAUGCCUUGGAGAAGAUGGAGAACCAGUCGGAGAACAAUGACAUUGAUGACGUCAUUGUGCCCACAGCUCCACUGUACAAACAGAUCCUGAACCUGUAUGCUGAGGAAAAUGCAAUUGAGGACACUAUCUUCUACCUGGGAGAAGCCCUCCGCAGGGGUGUCAUAGACCUGGAGGUUUUUCUCAAGCACGUACGCCUUCUGUCCAGGAAGCAGUUCCAGCUCCGUGCCCUCAUGCAGAAAGCUCGCAAGACUGCUGGCCUUAGUGACCUCUACUGACCCACACUGACUACCUGGAAACAUUCAUAUCUCAAUGCUUUCUUGCUCUCUUCUCUUUCCUAUCUGUUUUAUUCCCUUUUGAAUGUCUUCUUGUAGUUCAAACACCCAAGCCCUUUUUAAUUCUUUAUAAAACUCUGUCCUUGUGAGACAGAAAUCUCAAUAGCAACAACAAAUAAUUGAAAAUACAACAUUUAUGAAGGACUGUUGUUUAACAGUGAAAUUUCAACCUGUGUGGUCACAGUUGUAGUUCGACAUUAUUUGUAUUUUGAUCAGACAAAAUACAUGAGAUCAUUAUGCAGUUACAGUCAUGACCCAGACAUGAUACCAUUUCUUUUUUGCCCCAAUAUAAUAUUAAAAAAGUCAUCAUGUUGUGAACCAGUCACUGUGGUUGACACAAAAAGAUGCUUAACACACAUGCCAGAUUGGUAAAUUGAGGUGCGAGACCUCUGUGUGACAGUGUUUGUGGUGUAACUGGGUUGGCGUACAGAGCAAGCUAGUGUGUCAACCUGUAUACGCCACACUCGAGGGUACCCCACAGGUUCUGUUAGCAAUCCAUUUUCCAGACAAAGUCUUUUGGCUAGUAAGCACAAAUUGUUAGAGGCCAGUAGACAGGGGCUUUGUAGAGAGCCCCAUAUGUCCACGCCCCUCCUGGUGAAAAGGUUAGGCUCUGGUAUAAAUACCCAGGGCAACCUUUCAGGAAGGUCAGGGGUCAGCCUCAUGAUUUAAUGUUGUAUGAGGUCUGGGUCAUAUUCAGUAGCCAUCGAGUCACUUUUUAUACAGUAGAAGUGAUGAUAAACCUGAACUGUGUUUCUUCACUGUCUUGUUUGGGUCUGUUAUUGAGCUCCUACGGCACUUGCCAACACUAUGUUUUUCCCUGUCCUGUAUGUGUCUCUUUACACUAGUGUGUGUGUGUGUGUGUGAGGAUCUUUCAUUGUAUGUCAGCUGCUCAGGUCUACACUCUACUUUGACUUCUAGGCUGCAUUAACCAGUCAAUCAUGUACAGUAGCUGUUUUACUCUGUUUAAGGUGGACGACAGUCUUGACAUACUUAAAUCUAAGAUGUUACAAAGGAAAUUCUGUAUUUUUCUUUCUGUUUUCCUUGUGCUGUCUAAUCAUUCUCAGCUCUGAUGAGAAGUUUAGGUUUUCAGUAAAAUUAAGGAAAAGGUUGUGUAUAAAGUGUGAGUGUUGGAGGGUACAAAAAAUAAAGAACUAUUGUACUAAUCAAAACUUAACUUAUGUAAAGUUUGCAAACAGGUCUCAUUUAAAUUAGCCUUUUACUAAAUGCACUUUGAAUUGUAUGAUAGAAUAUCUACUGUUUUUUUUUUCUUGUUUCCAUUUCAAGUAUAGACCACCAGUUCUUUUUUAUCUGUAGAUUUAUGUAAAUCAGUUCAAAUAAAAUAAAUCUGAUUUAAUGGCUCAUUUCUUUGCAUUUAUCUCAAUGAAUCAGAAGUCUGUUAUUAGUAGCUGUGCCAAUUGUCAGUCAUAGUGACAGGCCUAGUUCAAGUAUUACAACAUAUUGUUUUUAUAAUAAUGGGAUGGACAGUUUACUGAGUCAGGACACUUGGCAGAUGAGCAACAUUUUGUCUGUCACAGCCGCAGGACUGAUUCAAAACAGAAAAUUCACCUCGCCAUGAUGUGUAUAGAAACAAGUGACCACAUUAUGUUCACCUGCAUAAAAACCUCUUAUCUGUUUUGUUUUGACGCAUAGGUAUGCGCUGAGUCAGCUGCUCUAUACACACAUACAAACUGCCUUUUGCUAGUUUGGAUGGCAAAAACAGGAAAGGACAAAGAACAGUCUUGUAUCAUUAUCCUGGCAGGUUUAUUUGAUGUUACAGCAAAUAAAAAUCAAUAUCCACCUGCCAUGACAGGUACAGUGCCUCAGUUGUUGAUAGACCAUAUUUUAUGUUGUGACAUUGAUACAUAAGGUCUUAACAGUAUUAACAGCUUUAAAUAGUACCAUAUUUUCUUCUCAAAGUUGAUGUCCUUUUUCACGAGUCAGGUGGAGAAAAAUAAAUACAAAACCCUUUGAGGGUAUUUAGGGUGCACAAACAACACCAGGAUUGUUAACUUCUGUUAUGAUUCAUAACCUGACUGUAUGUCAUGAUCCAAGCUGACUCUUUCCACUGGCUCUCUGUUAUCUCUUUGCUAUGUGAAAUUGUGGCAGAUCACCUCGUUACUAACCCCUUUAAUUCUCUCAGAUGUAACCUUUGUUGUCUCUGGCCAGUUCUAUAAACCUUGCCUUUUAAGCAAUUUUGUCUGUCAGUGCACUUGUGGUUACCGGUUAGUUUGUUUACGAAGGCUUCAAUGCCAAAAAACUAGGUGUAGCAUUGCUUUUCUCAAAUGAUAAGGUACUUUGGUAUCACAGGAUUUUGGCCCAGUGAUAUACAGCAGUGUUGUUACGACUGUAGGUUGAUAGGAAGCCCUCUUCAUAGAGAAUGGAAUGUCUCCAUUAUACUCCAAAUAAAAAAAUAAACAGAGAUUACCAA
Molecule: messenger RNA, 4031 nt
Organism: Thunnus maccoyii (southern bluefin tuna)
Lineage: Eukaryota; Metazoa; Chordata; Actinopteri; Scombriformes; Scombridae
Gene: tsg101a
Product: tumor susceptibility 101a
Exons: 10
Coding region: 374-1546 (390 amino acids)
Biological process (GO): protein transport; endosome to lysosome transport; protein modification process
Cellular component (GO): ESCRT I complex
Molecular function (GO): ubiquitin binding
Source: RefSeq, a predicted model, not a curated record